CAAAGUGCUGUCGGAAGCGUAGGACCUUGCUGAUGGCUCGUUAUCAGAGGAGAAAAUGAAAAGAUGGGAUGAUAAAACGAGCUGUUAAUGUGUCAGUUUUUUAUUUACUCUUUACCCAUUCUGACGCCAGGGGGAAAUCGAGGAAUAAUUGGACGUUCUUUAUUAAAAUCGAGAUGGUUUUAAAAAACGCGGAUGCUGCUACCUCAUCGGCACACAAAAACACCGCAGUUGUCUUCCGGUGAGGUAUUUAAAAUCCCCAAACCGAUAUUUAUUCAGAAAUAGGAAAGAAAACUACUGCACAACUGCUAACUAAGAUUCAUCAGCGGAUCAUUUCCUGUGCAGUUUGGAGAGAGAGAGGUAAAGAGCUGAAAUACAGACUGAACUCCUGCUGGACUGGUCAUCAUGCAUUGUGGAUUCAGUGAACUUCAACACAACUACUGUGUGUAGAACAGCAGGGCCUGCAACAGCACCGCCUCUAAAUGGACCACCGGAGACAGACUGCUCCAAGUAUAAUCUCAUCCAAUAGAAUAUAUGCAUUGACACGCCUUGGAUUGCUGUGUGAAUUCCUGUCGUGCACCUCUCUGUAUCGGCACGAACGCCACUGAAAGCUUUGGGAUGGAUAAUAAGCUCACUCCUUAUGGAAACCUAUACUUGAAGCACUAACGACUGCUCUUUUAAAUGCACUUCUACAGCCCUGUAUAAAGACUGGUCCAGCCCUAAGUGGAAUCCCUUCGACUAGAUGAAAGAGCUGCUGUUCUUUUGCUCUAGUCCUUGUAUUGAAUAUUUCAGUCGCCAGCUGAUUCUGCUGAGAUGCAAACACUAAUAAGCAGACACCAAUUGACGACACAUUGAAAUACUCUGAAAGCACCAUAUGAAGUAGUCACUUCAGACUGGCGGUCUGUAACACAGACUCUGCAGACACACAAGGAUACCCUGGUGACUGAACCACAGACCGGGUUUAUAUGCACGUAUAACACAAGCUAGGAGACCAGCACACCAAUGAGGAGCCCGGCAGAGUUUUCAAGAGUGCCGCUUUCCGAGGCGAUAUUGCAUGGAGAAUUUGGGGACCACAGUGGCAGCGGUAGCAGUGGAGGGGGAGCCGGCCCCCGCUACGCCCUGACACUCACCCCCUCAGAGCUGCACAUCCAGCGGCUGGUUCCUCGCCCCCAAGAUGACCGCAGGACCGUGGUGUCGCUGUCCGAUGUGGUCGGCUGCCAUGUCAUGCGUCGCAAAGCAUCGCCGGUGAAGGGAGGAGGGGCCGAGGAGGGUGAAGGACCCGCCUACUUCUCCCUCUACUCCUAUCCGGUGAAGAAGAGGCGGAUUGGGGGCGGGCGCUGCCGGCAGAGGGUGGUCCGGACUUUCCGAGUGGAUUCGGCGGCCCGGUUGUCGGAGAACCGGAGCGUGGCUGAGAAAUGGAUGACUGCUGUGCAGUGCCUGCUGAGGGGAGUGAACCUGACUGGAAAUACAGAGAUCACCAGCAGUCUCUUGCCCCGCCCCCGUCGCCUCCUCCUAUUGGUUAACCCCUUCAGUGGGCGGGGCCAGGCCAUGCAGCUCUGUCACACCCACAUUCUGCCGAUGGUCCGAGAGGCGAACAUCAGCUACAAUCUCAUCCAGACAGAGCAUCCGAACCACGCCCGGGAGCUGAUGAGGGAGAUUGCGCUGCAGGAGUGGGACGGCAUUGUCAUCAUCUCCGGGGAUGGACUGCUGCAUGAGGUGAUUAAUGGUCUGAUGGCUCGAGGGGACUGGAAGCAAGCUAUCCAGACUCCAGUGGGGAUCCUGCCCUGUGGCUCUGGCAAUGCCCUCGCUGGGGCAAUAAACCACAACGCUGGUUUUGAGAUGUGUCUCCGGGACCCCCUCUUGAUGAACUGCUGCUUUCUGCUGUGCAAGGGAGGAGUCUGUCCCAUGGACCUCGUUUCCGUAACGAUGUCGACAUCGAUCACCGCAAAGCAUCCUGGGGAAAAAACUGCCACGGAACCCAGCGAAGCCUCGUCGGCAAAGCUGGAGCGACUGGCCAGCGAGGAGGAAGGGGCGGGGUCAGCGAGCUUCGGCGGGGGUCACAGGCGCCUCUUCUCCUUCCUGUCAGUGGCCUGGGGCUUUGUGUCCGACGUGGAUAUUGAGAGUGAGCGAUACCGAGGGCUGGGCUCGGCUCGCUUCACACUGGGCACCCUGGUGAGACUCGCCUCCCUCCGGUCCUACAGGGGCCGCCUCUCCUACCUGCCCCAGUCUGCCGCCUCCCUCUCCUCCCUCUCCCUGCCCCCCCUCGCCCAGCUCCAGCAGCCCCCCAGGAGGCCUUUAUCCAGGAGCAUCACAGAGGGCCUGGGGGCCUACAGCCGGGUCCCCCUGCACAGGACGGUGUCUGACAUGGGACUGAGCGAGGAGCGCAACCUACUGAAGAGAAACACCUUGAGCGCUCUGUCUCCCGUGCCGGGCUGCUUGCAGGAGGGGGUCGGCCAGGACUCGGAGGAGACUCCCACUUUCCAAGCAGUACCAGGGACUGUUCAAGAGGUGUUGCCUCCACCCACACCCCAGUCACACCCCAGCAGUGCUGUGGUGCAGCCCGCCUGUGCGCCCCCUAGUGACGGCACAGCAACAGUGCAAGCUUUCUUGUCCUGUUUAGCAGAAGGGGUGCCGUCCAUUUCGGAAGCAGCUGCUGGUCACCCGUACAAGACUGCACCCACCCAGGAAGUACCAGUCUCACUGGCCCCUCCCAUUCCCAGCCCCUCUCCUUCGCCCUCGUACUUGCAUACUUCGGCAUUCACCUUUGACCUCCCGGUGUCUGCCGAUCAAAACCCCACCUCCGAACUGAACCACCAAUCGGAAAGCAGCUCCCAGACGAGAGCUGGAGAGUGGGUAGCUCGAUCUAAUGGCAGCGUCGAUUGCACGAAACAACAGUCUAGGUUCCUCGCACGGACGAUGGAUGCGUUCGACUCCGUAACCCAAGAGAGAGGUGUGAAGAACGACCCGGUGCAGAAAGCAGGAAACCAUUUCCCUCCACGAGCGGAAGACGAGACCGGACCGGUUGACGGGCUCCUGCAGCCUUUGGAUCAGCCGGUACCGAAGAACUGGGUGACCGUGGAGGGGGACUUCGUCCUGGUCUUGGCCCUCUAUCAGUCUCACUUGGGGGCAGACUUAUUCGCGGCCCCCCAGGCCCGCUUUGAUGACGGUGCCAUCCACUUGAGCUUUGUGCGAGCCGGGAUCUCCAGGGGGGUUCUGCUUCGACUCUUCCUGGCCAUGGAGCGAGGGACCCACCAGGAGAUCGAGAGCCCUUUCAUCAGCCACAUCCAGACCCGAGCCUUCAGACUGGAGCCCCUGUCCCACCGAGGCACGCUGACCGUGGAUGGAGAGCUGGUGCCCUAUGGAUCUCUGCAGGCUCAGGUGCAUCCUGGGAUGGGUCGUCUGAUUGUCGGAGAGCCUGCGGUGAAAAUCACAAAGUUCUGAGUUGUUUUGACGGGAGAGGAGUUGGACGUUCUGAAUCAACUUGUUUGUCAGGGGGGUCAUUGAUUUGCAUUCUGGGUGGGUUAGCAAGCAGCCCUUGCUGUUUUGGCAUUUACAUUCAAAGACAACUUUGCUUGCUCUUGCAUUCUGUGUGGACGACAAAAGGGGUGCUAGUUUUCAUUUUUUAAGAUUAUGUUGCACGCUGGAGAAAUGUAAGAGGCUGUGUCUCGGAGCGAGGUGUUUUCUGCUCUGGCACUGAAUGGCCUGUACUGCGGUCACUGAGGUUUUGAGAUGAUUUGUGAGUUUUUAGAUUGAAAGAUACCUGUGAAGUGUUUGAGUACCCCUUGACUUUACAGCUUUCUCACGACUUUGUGUUGCUCUGUUUCUUUAUACAGCACUGCUGCCUGGUUUAUUCCUGUUAUAAUUAGAGAUCCUUUUUAUUGAUUUGUUUUUCCAGGGUCACACAAUGCUGCUAACCCUUUUCAGAUUGCCAUCUAGUCCUGAGCACGUCUUUGCGAUUAGUUUGAAAACUGUGCCAAUCAGACCUGUCACAACACAGAAGGAAAUGAACUGUGUGUUUGUAAUAGUGCAGUUAGUCUUGAACAGCAAAGCAAAGGUAUGCUAUUAAGUGAUGAAAUGUGUUGAACAGGUGUGGUUGUGAUGUAUUGACAAGUGCCUGUCAAAUAUCUGCUCUCCUAAUGGAAGUGAUUCUCAUUAGUAUUAUUAUUAUUAUUAUUAUCAUUAUUAUUAUUAUUAUUAUUAUUAUUAGGCAUUACUGAACUGGGAGAUUGCUCUUGCAGUAAUUUCAUCACCCCACUCCCAGGCUGUAUGUGGUUCAAUCUUCCAUUUUCACGAGUCUGUGAAUCAGGGACUUCUAUUUAUUUACACAGAAAUGCAGUUAAGAAGCUUUUCUCUUUAAAAUAAAUAAAUAACAAGAAUAACAAGGUCCAAGUUAAUGUGGAAGAAAAAAUAUCUAAACAAUGGUGAUUGUUUAAAAUGCUAAAUAUAUAAUGAUGUGUGGAUUCAUUGCUGAUGAAAGCUGAGGGCUAGUAGCUGUGGUCAGGAACAGUGCCAGCAGGCUGACAGAGGAGUCGUCAGUCCCCACAUGAACACUCCCUGCCCGUUUGCCAUUGAGUCAUGUGUGUUUCUUUUAUGAUGCAGAGUGCAGUAACCUGCACUGUUUGGUGGCUCUGUUGAGAGUACAGACCAAGCUCAGGGCAUGAGAAUAGAUCCACAUUCAAAUACACUGACACCUACUAGAACAGCACCGGCAACACGGUGACACUGUAACGCAAGUCAAGGGGUGUUCACUGAGCUUUAAAAUCCAUGUGCUUGCAUUGCAAAUGACAAACAAACCGCUCCAGCCUUCUUUAACCUGCUCUUAAAGAUCUGUCGCCUCUGAGCUGCCUGAUUGUUUCGCUGCUGCUUUUAGUUUUCCUGGGUUUGUUUUUGUUUCGCAGCCCUUUCUUAUCAAGCUGAAGCAGGCUUAGUCUCAACAUGUUGACGCUCAGUGAAGCCGCUUGUCUGCCGCUGGUUCAUUUCCUCCUUGUGUUCCCGACCCUGCAGUAACUUUCAUCUGACGCGUUCAUGGAAAAUAUCCCUUCAUCAGGUGCAUUUCUGUGUGUAAACAGUUCUGAUUAAAACAUGUUCCACGUUUGUGUUUUUUAAUUUAAUUUGUACCUUUUUAAAAAAAUGCUUUUUUUUUUUUUUUUUUUUUUUAAGUUGAAAGUGCUCUAAAUUGUUCAAUGAUUUUUUUUUUGUGGUCUGUAGAAUGUGACUGAAAAGCCAUGGGAACACAGACUAGGUUUCAGGCCACUGCAUGCCUCAGUGCAGGCUCCUUCGAGGAGGCAAAGCAGGCAGGGCCUGCGCAUGUUUUCAAAGGGAAAAAAAUAGAAACCUGCUAGUUGUAGAUUGUAGCUGAUCCAUUUCUUGUGAGAUUGAGCUUUGGUUGACUUGUUUAGAGUGUUGUAGGCUGUAGAGUACAGCAGAUUAUUAAAAUUAUUCCAAGAGUCACAAACAUGCCAGACACUUGCGGAGUAGUUUUGUAUACAAAUAAUAAUAAAAAAAAAACUUAGCUAAAUAUUUGAUUGUCAAACAUUCAGUGCUUUUAAUGGCAUUGAACAUGGUCAGCAUACAGGUGGAUGAUGAUCAGUACAGCUCUUCAGCCAGCCAUAGCAGUAAACUCAUUCAUCAUAUUGGUGGUGAAAGAUAUCACAUAAAAUGUCAUUAUUGUUCAUAUUUUAUUUAGUAACAAAAAAAAAAGAUAAUACAUAAUAUGUAGUAAUUGAAAAGGAAACUAUUGAUUUAAUUGUUUAAACAAUAGGGUGUCACUGGUAUGGGGACUUUUAUUAGAAGUUCUCUAGUAGCUGAAUACAGCAGAGUUUGUGUGUCUGUCACACUGAUUUGAUCAUGCCAGGGAGGAAUGAGCUUCCCUUUUCAUGACACUGAAAAGCUCUCAUUAACCCCCUUCCACACACGUGCAAUCAAACUCCCCACUCCCAGGGGUCAUCUUGUCACAUAUUAACUGACAUCUGAAAUCAAUAAAGUCCAUUUUGACUCUC
Messenger RNA from Polyodon spathula (Mississippi paddlefish), 5996 nucleotides. It is a transcript of the gene sphk2, whose product is annotated as sphingosine kinase 2. The record is from RefSeq and is a predicted model, not a curated record. Gene Ontology annotation, biological process: sphinganine-1-phosphate biosynthetic process; positive regulation of apoptotic process; sphingosine biosynthetic process. Gene Ontology annotation, cellular component: cytoplasm; intracellular membrane-bounded organelle; membrane. The coding region runs from base 1000 to 3438 and encodes 812 amino acids. The transcript is spliced from 8 exons. Lineage: Eukaryota; Metazoa; Chordata; Actinopteri; Acipenseriformes; Polyodontidae.